Messenger RNA from Coccidioides immitis RS, 1504 nucleotides. Its product is annotated as acyl-CoA dehydrogenase. Lineage: Eukaryota; Fungi; Ascomycota; Eurotiomycetes; Onygenales; Onygenaceae. The transcript is spliced from 4 exons. The coding region runs from base 182 to 1504 and encodes 440 amino acids. Gene Ontology annotation, molecular function: flavin adenine dinucleotide binding; oxidoreductase activity, acting on the CH-CH group of donors. The record is from RefSeq and is a predicted model, not a curated record.
GGUUUCUUCAUGGAAGCUCUCGUUUAUAAAUAAUACCGAUAUCGACGUAGCUUUUCUAACUUCCAAGCAUAUUUAUGUAUUUUGCCCUUGGUCAACCCCAUCGUUCAAAUCGCCGAACCUUUUCCAUCCAAGCCUACAGUGGCCGAUAGACUCCGUAUUCAAUUCAAAACAAGCAGCUAGCAUGGCGACCAAUGCUGAAAACCCUAUACCCUUUUCUGAGCCUCCGUAUCUCUGCGGUCUCCCCUCACCAUAUUACACAGAUGCCCAUCGAGCGUUCCAGAAGAGAUGCCGGGCUUUCCUCUGGGAGAAUCUAAACAAGCAUGCCAUGGAAUGGGAGCGUGACAGCCAAGUACCCGAACAUGUUUUUGAAACAUUUGGCAAGCAUAACAUGUUGUUACCGAAUUUGCCUUCUCCACUGCCUGUUGACUGGCUGAAGAGGUUGGAUAUCCAUGACAUUCUGGGAGUCAAAGUCGAGGACUGGGAUCUCGUAUACACGGGCAUAUACCUGGAUGAAAUGGCUCGAUCGGGGUUGCAUGGGCCACCCAGCUCUCUGACAGCCGGGUUGGCCUUUGGUAUUCCCCCGAUUAUCAAGUUCGGCAGCGAGCAGUUGAAGGAGAGGUUCCUUCCAGAGUUCCUGACAUGCAAGAAGAGAAUGUGCAUUGCUAUCACUGAACCUGAUGCGGGCAGUGACGUUGCCAAUAUCACCACAACGGCAGAGAAGACUGCGGACGGAAAGUACUAUAUUAUCAAUGGAACCAAGAAAUGGAUUACCAAUGGUAUCUGGUCCGAUUAUACUACGAUGGCUGUUCGCACUGGCGGUCCCGGGGCUUCUGGCCUAUCGAUUGUCGUUGUUCCCUUAAAAAAUUAUCCAGGAGUGUCUAUGCGUCGAUUCUACGUCAGCGGUCAAACCGCUAGCGGUACCACGUACAUUGAGCUUGACGAUGUUAAAGUGCCAGUUGAGAAUCUCAUCGGCGAAGAGGGCCUGGGGAUGAAGUACAUCAUGACCAACUUUAACCAUGAGCGUCUUACCAUCGCGGUUGGUGUAACACGUCAGGCACGUGUUGCGCUCAGUUCGGCCUUCGAAUACUGCAUUAAACGGGAAGCUUUCGGCAAGACAUUGAUGGAUCAGCCCGUUGUGAGGCACCGCCUGGCCAAGGCAGGUGCAGAGUUAGAAUCCAUGUGGGCGUGGGUCGAGCAGUUCUUGUAUCAACUCAAGCAUAUGCCUAAGGACGAGGGUGAUCGCCGGCUAGGGGGUCUCACUGCUUUAGCCAAGGCAAAGGCGGGUAUGGUGCUUAAUGAGUGUUCGCAGGUUGCAGUCCUGUUGUUCGGUGGUAACGGGUUAACGAGAACGGGCCAAGGAGAGCUCGUUGAAAAAAUUUCCCGUGAGGUUUGGGGUGCCCGCAUCCCAGGAGGUUCGGAGGACGUGCUCCUCGACCUCUCGAUCAGACAGCUCGUCAAGGUGUACAAGGCGGAAACCAAGAAAUUGGGACAGUCAAGGCUUUGA